Dictyostelium discoideum AX4 is the source of this 654-nucleotide messenger RNA. RefSeq names its product S60 ribosomal protein L10 (gene rpl10). Gene Ontology annotation, cellular component: ribosome. Bases 1 to 654 code for a protein of 217 amino acids. Lineage: Eukaryota; Evosea; Eumycetozoa; Dictyosteliales; Dictyosteliaceae. Gene Ontology annotation, molecular function: structural constituent of ribosome. The transcript is spliced from 4 exons. The record is from RefSeq and is a predicted model, not a curated record. Gene Ontology annotation, biological process: translation.
AUGGGUCGUCGUCCAGCUAGAUGCUACAGAUAUUGCAAAAACAAACCAUACAUCAAAUCUAGAUAUUGUCGUGGUGUACCAGAUGCUAAAAUCAGAAUUUUCGAUUUAGGUCGUAAGAAAGCAUCAACUGAUGAAUUCCCAUUAUGUGUUCAUCUCAUCUCCCUCGAAAAAGAACAACUUUCAUCAGAAGCCAUUGAAGCUGGUCGUAUUUCAUGUAACAAAUACAUCUCAAAGACUGGUGGUAAAGAUUCAUUCCACAUGAGAGUCAGAGUUCACCCAUGGCACGUAUUACGUAUUAACAAGAUGCUUUCAUGCGCUGGUGCAGAUAGACUUCAAACCGGUAUGAGAGGUGCCUUCGGUAAACCAAUGGGUACUGUUGCUCGUGUUAAUAUUGGUCAAAUCAUUUUCUCCAUCAGAACCAGAGAUAAUAUGUUAGCCAACGUUGUUGAAGCUUUACGUAGAUCUUCAUACAAAUUCCCAGGUCGUCAAAAGAUCGUUGUCUCAAAGAAAUGGGGUUUCACCGCCUACAAUCGUGAAGCUUACCAAAAAUUAAAAGCUGACGGUCGUUUAAUGAACGAUGGUGCCAACGUUAAAGUCAUCACCAACCACGGUACUCUUGCUCAAUACGCCAAAGAUAUCGCUGCUGCCAACUAA